AGGCAGGGCAGGCACCAACAACGACACGUUGGCUAAGCCAGAUACACUUCGAAGUUGGGGUAGGUCAUAAGCAACGCUCCCAUUUCAAUCUACUGGUGCACUUUCAACAUCAUUUUCAUCAUGUUGCCUUUAGCUCUUUCACCUUGAUUUGUACAUCUAUGUGAGUGAGCAUCGUAUUAGGUAAUGGCCACAACUGGAAGUAAUCGUUGUUCGCCUGGGAGCGACCGGGCAUUCGGACCCCGAGUCGACCCCGACUGUCGCUCCUUCGACUUCACCCUCCAAUUCGAGGAUAUUUUCUUCGCGUGCCUGCCAGCUGCGGUCUUCUUAGCGCUCCUGCCUGCCCGUAUUACGGCAUUGCUGCUCCCCCAUCUCCGGCGGAACUCACCCGCCGGCACCCCUGUCGUCUUUCCUCUCCGCUCUAAACUCUUAGCGAUUAAGCUCGCCGCACUUGCCGGCUUACUAGCUGCUCAAUUAGCGUUCCUAGCUCUCCGGAUCCGGCAUCCGGCAUUCGCUACGAACGCUUCGCUUGCUUCCGACAUCCUGAGCGCCGUAGCAACCGUCGCAGCCUUAGUCCUGUCAUUCGCGGAUCAUACGCGUGCAUUGCGACCCUCUACACUUCUCGGCCUUUACCUCUCCGUACUAGUGGUACUUGGUAUCCCGCGAACGCGUACUUUCUGGCUAUUGCUACAUCCCAGUAGCGCCAAUGAGGACCGUUCCGUUCCUGCAGUAGCCACUCUUGUCUUUGCCCUGACUAGCGUAGCGUUACUAUUGGAGUCUAUUGAGAAGAAAAUAGAUAUCGCAAUAAGUUCGGCUCCAUCUCAAGCUCGAAGCGAUGACGAAGGGGCCAAAGACGAGGAUUCUCCUGUCAAGGCUAAAACUCUAGCGCCUGAACAGAGGAGCGGAAUAUGGACUCGAACUGGCUUCACCUGGCUUGCUGCCACGUUCCGCGCUGGUUAUACUAGGAUCAUUACGCUGAAUGACCUUCCGCCUCUCGAUACAGGGCUCGAAAGCGGACAGCUGGGGAAGACGCUCGAGGCAACUUGGACUCGCUAUAACCCCCAGGCUAAACAUAGCCUUCUUCGCGCAUGCUUCCAAGGCUAUCUGUUCUCGCUCCUAUCGGCCGUCGUACCUCGGCUCUGCCUGACAGCAUUCACCUUCGCGCAGCCAUUCCUAGUCGACACAACUGUGACGUUCGUCGGCCAAGAAAAUCCCGAUUCUAACUAUGGGAAGGGUCUAAUUGGUGCGUGGGCUCUUGUUUACCUAGGUGUAGCGGUUUCUACUUCCAUAUACCAAUACCAGAACUUCCGAUUUAUAACUAGGAUGCGGGGUGGUCUCAUUGCGCUUAUUUACGCCCGAACGGUCUAUAGACGAACAGCUGACAAGGGAGAGACCACUGCGAUGGCCCUCAUGAGCACGGAUGUAGAAAGGAUAGUGACUGGGAUGCAGUUAUUCCACGAGACCUGGGGUUCAUUGGUGGAUAUUGCCAUUGCUAGCUGGCUUCUUGGCUUGCAGAUGUCCGUUGCUUGUCUCGCCCCCAUAGUCCUCAUUAUCAUAUUUAUCGCCGCUACAUCCAAGGUGUCUAUGGGGGCCCGAACUGCCCAAGUUCAAUGGAUCGAAAAAGUCCAAGAGAGACUUAAGGUCACAUCCAACUUCCUAGGGAAUAUGAAGGCUGUCAAGAUGCUCGGGCUCUCGUCUGUGAUGUCGUCGACCCUUCAAAAACUCCGAAUGGAUGAGGUAAACACAUCCAAGGCAUUCAGAAAACUCUUGGUUUGGACAUUACUACUGUCUCUUACUCCUAUCAACCUUGCACCCGUUGUUACUUUCGCCGUAUAUGUAAUAAUAGCGAUCUUCUGGAAGAACCAAUCCCUCCUAGCUGCGCAGGCUUUCACCUCAAUCGCCUUGAUCAGUCUGCUGACGACCCCAGUGGUUAUCUUCAUCCAAGCACUUCCACAAGUUUUCCAAUGUAUCGGAAGUUUUGAGCGUAUCCAGGAAUACUGUAACAAUGCGACGAAUUCUGAUACGAAUGAUCAUGACUCAGUGCACAGCGAUUCAAAUAGCGCUCCUCAACGUCUUUCAUCGCCGAAAGGCAGCGAAAAACACGCCCACAUAGUAGAAAACAGGCUUGUUUCCAUACAAGGCCAAAGUUUCGCAUGGGCCAAAGACAAGCCAGCCGUAUUGAAGGAUAUCAACGUGAAUAUUCAUGAGGGAGGAGUCACGGCGAUCGUAGGACCUGUCGGAAGCGGAAAGACGGCUUUCCUCAACAGCUUACUGGGUGAAAUGAUCACACUAACUCCGGCUCCCGGAGAUAACCCUCAAGAACAUAGUAGAAUUCGCGGGGCAAUAGCUUACUGCGCACAGGCGCCGUGGCUCGAGAACAAGACGGUACGUCAAAAUAUCAUUGCCGUAUCGGCUUAUGAGAAAAAGUGGUAUGACAAUGUGACGUAUGCCUGCGGCCUUGAUCCCGACUUACGCCAACUACCUGGACGCGACCUUACCAAUGUUGGGAGUACAGGCCAGAACUUGAGCGGUGGUCAGAAACAACGCAUCGCCUUAGCCCGCGCUGUUUAUGCUGGGCAUAAAGUCGUUGUUCUCGAUGAUGUCUUCAGUGGUAUGGAUUCCGGCACCGCGAGUCUGGUAGCAUCACGUCUUCUCGGCCGCGAUGGCCUUCUUAGAAAACGCCAAGCAACUGUGGUUUUAGCUACACAUAACAAAAAUAUCAUGGUGCUCACGGAUUCUAUAAUUGUGUUCAAGGACGGCAGUAUAAUAGAGACUGGGAGCCCCACAGAACUCUUGCAAGGCGACGGCUACGUCAGCAAACUUGGAAUUUCUAUGCAGCCCGAGUCCAAUGCUGAGAAUACCGAGGAUAACCCUGAUGCUGAUAACUCCGAGUUGACCCGCGAGACUUCUCGGCUAUCAACCCAAAUGGCUGAGGAGACAAACAAGUUACUCACAGAUAUUCGACGAAAGCACGGAGAUUUGGCCGUCUACAAGUACUACUUCACCAAUGCGGGUUACCUCGCAGUCGGUAUGUAUCUGGGGUUUGUGACUCUCUGGAUGUUCUGCACAGAGUUCUCGACUGUUGUGGUGAACUGGUGGUCUGAAGCAAAUGCGAUUGAGCCCAACAAAGAUGUAGGGUUGUAUAUGGGAAUAUAUGCGAUGCUCGGUGUUCUUGGAGUUAUCGGUGCUUCCGUAGCAGCUUGGUUCGCAAUAAUCUCUAUAGUAUCAAACACGGCAGCCAAUCUUCAUGCUGAUUUACUUGAAGCCGUAGUCAAGGCGCCAUUCCGCUUCUUCGCUUCUACGGAUAGCGGUGAACUCCUCAAUCGAUUUAGCCAAGAUAUGGAACUCGUAGACAUGGAGUUACCCCUAGUGAUGGUGAAUUACACGUCCACUGCUGUAUCUAUCGUGAUCAAGGUCGUAAUCCUCGCGAUCUUCUCCAAAUACCUCGGCGUAACGAUCCCCUUCGUAGCUCUAGCCGUUUACUUCCUACAACGAUUCUACCUACAGACAUCGCGACAAGUGCGUCUUCUCGGAAUCGAAGCCCGUGCCCCGCUAUAUACGCACUUCGGUGAAACGACCGAUACCGCUGAAGGCAGCGCGACAAUCCGCGCAUUUGGCUGGCAAUUGCAUUACCGCCAUCGCAAUUACCAGUUGGUCGACGACUCUCAGCGACCCGUCUAUCUCCAGAGCUGCAUCCAGCACUGGCUUGCGUUUGUAUUGGACUUGCUGGUGGCCGCGCUAGCUGUGGUGCUGGUAGCCGUUGUUGUCACAUGGCAUGAUCGCUUCUCCCCGGGUAGCGUCGGUGUGAGUUUGCUCGUCGUGGUGCGCUUCAGUGAGACCCUUGCGCGUCUAAUACAGAAUUGGACGAAGCUCGAGUCAAGUGUUGGGGCUGUCGCUCGUGUCAAACGGUUCGUGGCAGAUACGGAGACUGAAGAGGAAGACAAGCCGGAGGCCGGGGCUGCGACAGACUCUCAGCUGCCUCCGGAUUGGCCAAGUAAUGGUGCGAUCAAGUUUGUCGAUGUCGCCGCUUCAUACGGGCCCACCGUAGAGCCAGCACUAAAGAACAUCUCCCUAUCUAUUGAGUCUGGCCAACAUGUAGCCAUCUGCGGGCGCACUGGUAGCGGCAAGACAUCCAUGCUACUUGCGCUAUUGCGGAUGCUGGAUGACUCGUCAUCUCAAGGUCGAAUUGAAAUCGACGGCGUCGACAUCACCACCGUAAAUCGCGCCGACCUUCGCGCACGUAUCAACGUCAUACCUCAAGACCCGUUCUUUGUUCCAGGAACCCUGCGCUUCAAUAUGGAUCCUAUUUCUUCUAAUUUUACUCUAGCCUCCGACGCUUCUCGUGCUCCAAGUAGCAGCGAUGGAGAGAAGGUUAACGACAAGAUGAUUCACCGCGCAUUGGAGAGAGUGGGCCUUUGGGACUCUGUCAACACACAGGGAGGUAUAGAUAUCUUGCUAGAUCCAACAUCGUGGUCUGCUGGCCAGAGACAGCUGCUAUGUCUUGCCAGAGCUAUGGUGCAACAGUGGAAGAAGAGUAGCAAGGGUGGCAUCUUGGUGCUCGAUGAGGCUAUGAGCAGCGUUGACGAUGAGACCGAGUCUAUCAUGCAGGAAAUAAUUGAUUCCGAAUUCAAAGAGUGCACUGUCCUAGCCGUUAUGCACCGGCUACGUCACGUACCGCGCAGUUACGAUGUAGUCGCACUCCUCGACUCCGGAGAGCUACUUGAGUACGGUACUCCGGAAACACUCAUGGAGGGAGAUUCGAAGUUUAAGGAACUGUAUCGUCUACAUGGUGAUACUUAAAGUCGUAGAAAUAAUCUGUAGCUAGCCACCAACAAGAGUUAGCCGGCCCCAUCUAUAUAGCUAUUAUUGUCUAGGCACCGUAAAGACAUCCGCCUUUGCUUGUGUACCCUCUUUAUCCCCCUUCUCUUCAAAAAGAUGAGUUGAACCAAGGGAAACUACGUAGGCAAACGGAUCGAUAAGCGGAGGGCAGGUGCAGAUUCCCGGUUAGAUACUAGGUAGAAAGAAUGGGGCCGGACCGAAGAAACCCCAUUAUUUUCUUCCCGGACCC
Annulohypoxylon maeteangense is the source of this 5065-nucleotide messenger RNA. RefSeq names its product ABC transporter. NCBI's taxonomy places the organism in Eukaryota, Fungi, Ascomycota, Sordariomycetes, Xylariales, Hypoxylaceae. The transcript is spliced from 14 exons. Gene Ontology annotation, biological process: transmembrane transport. Gene Ontology annotation, cellular component: membrane. Gene Ontology annotation, molecular function: ATP binding; ABC-type transporter activity; ATP hydrolysis activity. Bases 184 to 4797 code for a protein of 1537 amino acids. The record is from RefSeq and is a predicted model, not a curated record.